This is a messenger RNA of Papaver somniferum (opium poppy), 1340 nucleotides long. RefSeq lists its product as uncharacterized. The transcript has 6 exons. NCBI's taxonomy places the organism in Eukaryota, Viridiplantae, Streptophyta, Magnoliopsida, Ranunculales, Papaveraceae. The coding region runs from base 64 to 942 and encodes 292 amino acids. The record is from RefSeq and is a predicted model, not a curated record.
GGACGCUCUUAGGGUUUUAUUUUUUUUCUAUCCGGGUGGUUUCUUAGAAAACAGCUGCAUGCGAUGGGUUUGAAAAGUAAAGAAAGAAGAAGUGAAGAAAUCCCCGAGGAAGAAAAACUGGCUAAGAUCCCUAAAACUGAGGAUGAUACCGUCAUUAGCUCUGAGGUGAUGAAGAAUGCUCUGGAAAAAUGGACUUGUUAUCAUGAUAUGGCGAAGAUUGUGGAACCCUGGGUUGAUAAUGCGAUUCUAGAGAAGAUGCCAGAUCGUGGUUAUAAAAAUCGCAGUCAAGUAUAUGAGGAUUUUUGCAUCCUCAACUCUCUUCAUGCUAAGCUGAAAGCUGAACGCCAAGCGCGUAUCCUCACCAUUGCACUCUAUGAGGCUGAGAUCUUACACACCUAUGCCCUGAAGACAAAAUACAAGAUACUUGUUAGUUUUGAAAGGAUGUUAGAGGAUACCACAGACCUGAGCGGCCAUGAAAAUUGGAUACGACAAAAGUUAGAGAAUCGUAAUACUAAGAAGUUCCUGAAAAAAUUCAAAGGUGACCUAAAAGUUACUAGGUCCCAUUUGAAAGAUUGGGGAGGUGAUGUUAAGAGUGCGGUGGAAGAAAAAACGAAGAAAAAGCUGCAGCUUCUCAGGAGUUAUUCACGCAGUGCAAAUGAAUUUCAUGCCGGUAACUUUGAUGACAGGAAAAAAGAAUUCGAGUCAGUCGAGAAAGAAAUCGCUGAUGGAUCAGCCUGCAUUGAUGCUGUAAUCGAGUCUUGUGAAACUUUUGGUGUGACACUUCGCAGAGUUAAGUUGGCAACUGGUGGAUUAAUGCGGAGAGUAUUUUUCCAUUUACCCGCUGAUAAUGAUCAGUUGAUCCUGAUAAAAUCUUAUGUAUUGCUUCAAAAGAAGGAUCUUGUACAAAAGUGGAAUGAGCAGGAGCGAAACCGGACGCGCUAAAGAAACAUAAUCAACAAGAUUUUGUGUUGCUUUUAAAAAUCAUAGAAGUGCUCUAGUAUCUUUUUCAGUUUAUAACAACAUUGUCUUUUUAUUUUGUAUUACUAAAAGCACUUAAAUUAUGUAUGGGAUUUCAGCAUUUGGAAGUGGUAUAGAACUAAGUCCUUUUUCUUUACCAGAAGCACUUAAUUGUGUAUUGUUUAGCAUUGGGAAGUGAUAUAAAUCCAAGCUUUUCAAAGCAGAAUUAUGCAUGUUAUCUCUGGAUAUUACUCAAGAGUUGCAUGAUUGAGGAGACUAUAAAACUGUUUUGUAUUUUCCCUCUUCUUAAUGGGCAACAAUAUUUUCACCCUUUACAAUUCAUCGAGGACUAAGAUAAAUAGCUGAGUCAUGGCUGGGAAUGA